AUGGAUCCCCUCGGCGCCGCACGCGCGCUUCGCGUCGGAGAGAUCUUUCGGCGUCAGCGCGACGGCGGCGUCGCCGUAUUCGACGCACUUUUUGCUCGCCUCCGCGCGCGCGACCUCGUCGCCGUGCAGCACGGACAAGUACACCGUCUCCGCGUGGAGCUCCGUGAGAUCCCUCGAGUGAACCUGGAUCGCUUUCGGCUUCUUCGCUUCCGCGGCGGGGGCGUACAACGCGACGGCGAUGCCUUCGCCGUCGCCGGCGCCGAAUCGCAGCGUGGCGCUCCGGACUUUCCGGCGGCGGCGCGACUUUUUCGCGAGCGAGACGGCGAGGGAUUGCAUCCUGUCCGACGCGCACGUCACGAGCUCGUGCCCGCGCGUCGUCGUCGUCGUCGUCGUCAGCGCCGUCGCCGUCGCCGUCGCCGUCGCCGUCGCGGCGGUCGACGACGGCGGCUGCGACAGCGCCGCGGACGGCGGCGGCUCGUCCCCCGCGCACGUCAGCAACCGGCGAUAAAACGUCGACGGGUCAAACUCGGCGAACUCGCGACGUCCUCCUCCUCCCGCGUCGUCGUCGUCGUCGUCGCCGCCGCCGCCGCCCUCGCCCCCCUCUCUCAACGUCGUCGUCGUCGUCGUCGUCGUCCUCGGCAGCGGCAGCAACACGACGUCGAUGCCGUGCACGUUCCGGUACUCCCGCCACUGCGCGACGAGCUCUCGACCGUCCUCGCCCGGCGCGAGCGGGUCGUCGCGGUUCGUGAACAGCAACACCUUCUUGCUCACGCGCGCGCCCGGGCCGUGGUCGCACAGCAUCUCCCUCGCGGCGUGGUGCGCCUUGAGGAGCGCGUCGUAGUGGCGGUCGGGCGCGGUUUCGUUUUCAGGGCCGUUCUAUACAAGCGAACGUCGGGGUGGAGUUGAAAGGCGUCGGUUGGAGUUGAAAGGCGCCGAGGGCGGGGAUUGAAAGCGAGGGGUGGGCGGAGAGAUGCGCCGGGCAAAGUCCUUAAGGAUCGGCGUCCACCUCGCGAACGGGCUCGUAUGGGGACUAGUGUAUAGAACGCACCUCAGGCGCGGAUCCGAUCUCGCGCGCGAACGUCUCGCGCCCGCGUCGGCCGAGAAGAUCCGCCAGGUCCUGGAUCCGCCGCGCGCUCGGGACGUCCAUCCUCUGCGCGACGUACACGCCGUCGCGGCCGC
Molecule: messenger RNA, 1179 nt
Organism: Micromonas pusilla CCMP1545
Lineage: Eukaryota; Viridiplantae; Chlorophyta; Mamiellophyceae; Mamiellales; Mamiellaceae
Exons: 1
Coding region: 1-906 (301 amino acids)
Source: RefSeq, a predicted model, not a curated record